Molecule: messenger RNA, 1059 nt
Organism: Callithrix jacchus (white-tufted-ear marmoset)
Lineage: Eukaryota; Metazoa; Chordata; Mammalia; Primates; Cebidae
Gene: CCR5
Product: C-C motif chemokine receptor 5
Biological process (GO): positive regulation of cytosolic calcium ion concentration; G protein-coupled receptor signaling pathway; cell chemotaxis
Cellular component (GO): membrane; external side of plasma membrane; cytoplasm
Molecular function (GO): chemokine (C-C motif) ligand 5 binding; C-C chemokine receptor activity
Source: RefSeq, marked validated
AUGGAUUAUCAAGUGUCAAGUCCAAUCUAUGACAUCGAUUAUGGCCCAUCGGAGCCCUGCCGAAAAAUCGACGUGAAGCAAAUGGGAGCCCACCUCCUGCCCCCGCUCUACUCCAUGGUGUUCCUCUUUGGUUUCGUGGGCAACAUGCUGGUUGUCCUCAUUCUGAUAAACUGCAAAAGGCUGAAGAGUAUGACUGACAUCUACCUGCUCAACCUGGCCAUCUCUGACCUGAUUUUCCUUUUUACUGUCCCCUUCUGGGCUCACUAUGCUGCAGGCCAGUGGGACUUCGGAAAUACAAUGUGUCAGUUCUUGACAGGGCUCUAUUUUAUAGGCUUCUUCUCUGGAAUCUUCUUCAUCAUCCUCCUGACAAUCGAUAGGUACCUGGCUAUCGUCCAUGCUGUGUUUGCUUUAAAAGCCAGGACGGUCACCUUUGGGGUGGUGACAAGUGUGAUCACUUGGGUGGUGGCUGUAUUUGCCUCUCUCCCAGGAAUCAUCUUUACCAGGUCUCAAAAAGAAGGUUAUCAUUACACCUGCAGCCCUCAUUUUCCAUUCAGCCAAUAUCAGUUCUGGAAGAAUUUCGAGACAUUAAAGAUGGUCAUCUUGGGGCUGGUCCUGCCACUGCUCGUCAUGGUCAUCUGCUACUCGGGAAUCCUUAAAACCCUGCUUCGGUGUCGAAAUGAGAAGAAGAGGCACAGGGCUGUGAGGCUUAUCUUCACCAUCAUGAUUGUUUAUUUUCUCUUCUGGGCUCCCUACAACAUUGUCCUUCUCCUGAACACCUACCAGGAAUUCUUUGGCCUGAAUAAUUGCAGUAGCUCUAACAGGUUGGACCAAGCCAUGCAAGUGACAGAGACUCUUGGGAUGACACAUUGCUGCGUCAACCCCAUCAUCUAUGCUUUUGUCGGGGAGAAGUUUAGAAACUACCUCGCGGUCUUCUUCCAAAAGCACAUUGCCAAGUGCUUCUGUGAAUGCUGUUCCAUCUUCCAGAAAGAGGCUCCCGAGCGAGCAAACUCAGUUUAUACUCGAUCCACCGGGGAGCAGGAAAUAUCUGUGGGCUUGUGA